AUGUCUCGUCAGCUUGAUAUGGAAAGUGGGUCUGCAGACAGCUUUGCAGGUGCUGAUUGGCCAAGCUUGGAGCCGGGGAGCGUCUCACAAGGUCUUCAAUCCCCCAUGAAUCCUGUGCUGUUGGAAAAAGAUUAUCAAGCCAAUCUCGCUGACGCAUUCUGGCGAACGUCAGGAUCGAGCGCCUCCAGAGGUCCAAAAAACAAACAUGUCAGAAUCAAGCCAUGUUUAAAAGGGGGCGCGAAUCGUAAGUACUGGCCGCAUGAAGGUUUUAUGAAUUCAGAAGAAUCUACAGGGACAAAUAGUAAGAAGUCAGGAAAACUUGUCCCAGACCCAUCAGAGGCUGUGACUGUCACACCCUCAGACCUAAUCCACAUGAGCUUGUGCAAUGUGUUGGGGGGGAAACAAGAGGAAGGUCAAGGAGGGUCAGAUUUCAGGGUCCCAAACAUGAAGCCUCUUGUCUUCCAAAAGUAGAAGUGCUUCCUCAUCUUUGUAUUUGUCUAAUUUUCUCAUUUCUUUCCAUCAUGAAAUCCUCAAAUCAUGAGCCAAAAAUCUUUGGAGUUAAUCAGAAAUAUAGUGUGUUUAUUAGCACUUUUUGUUGUCUUGAUUCCGUAAAAGUUACAUGCAAGAAUUCUUACUCUAAUGAAUG
Messenger RNA from Puccinia graminis f. sp. tritici CRL 75-36-700-3, 646 nucleotides. RefSeq lists its product as uncharacterized. The record is from RefSeq and is a predicted model, not a curated record. The coding region runs from base 1 to 471 and encodes 156 amino acids. Lineage: Eukaryota; Fungi; Basidiomycota; Pucciniomycetes; Pucciniales; Pucciniaceae. The transcript has 5 exons.